ACUGACCAACGGUGUCGUUUAACACGUUGGUAAAACAGGCGCGUACAUUUCAUAACCGCAUAAACGACCAAUAAUCCAAUAUCUUAUAACCUUUCGGAGCUUUUCAAAAGAUAAGGUCUUUCUUUAUCUUUCUCUCACUUUUUUUUUUCUUUUUGGGUAGCCAUGGCUGAAGCUUCACGAGUGUUACAAACUGCUCUCGUUUCCAACUUUAAUUCAUUCCAAAGAACGCAUUUUUCACAGUUAAACCCAGUUAGUUUCCGUAGAAACCCAGUUCAUUGCUCUGUCUCAACGAGUGAAAACACCAAAACAACAGUGACCCAGACCAUCCCAUGGGGCUGUGAAAUGGAUUCUUCGGAGAACGCCUCUGCUCUGCAGAAAUGGCUGUCUCAGUCUGGUCUUCCGCCGCAGAAGAUGGCAAUAGAAAAAGUGAACGUGGGAGAGAGAGGGUUGGUUGCUUUGAAGAAUAUUAGGAAAGGGGAAAAGCUGCUCUUUGUGCCUCCCACGCUGGUCAUCUCAGCGGAAUCAGAAUGGAGCAUUGCAGAGGCUGGUAAAGUAUUAAAGCAGAAUUCAGUACCUGACUGGCCAUUCCUGGCAACUUAUUUGAUCAGUGAAGCAAGUAUCAUGGAAUCUUCAAGAUGGAGCAAUUAUAUUUCUGCUUUACCUCGGCAACCAUAUUCACUUCUCUACUGGACACGUGAAGAACUAGAUCGUUAUUUGGAAGCAUCACAGAUUAGAGAGCGAGCAAUCGAAAGGAUUACAAAUGUUGUUGGAACAUACAAUGAUUUAAGGCUUAGGAUAUUUUCAAAGUACCCUGAUUUAUUUCCUGAAGAGGUCUUUAAUUUGGACACCUUCAAAUGGUCAUUUGGAAUUCUUUUCUCCCGAUUGGUCCGGUUACCUUCAAUGGGUGAUAAGUUUGCAUUGGUUCCAUGGGCAGAUAUGAUGAACCACAGUUGCCAGGUGGAGACAUUUCUAGACUAUGAUAAAUCAUCUCAGGGAGUUGUUUUCACAACAGACCGGCCUUAUCAGCCAGGUGAGCAGGUUUUCAUCUCAUAUGGCAAGAAAUCUAAUGGAGAGCUGCUGCUAUCCUAUGGGUUUGUUCCAAAGGAGGGAACCAAUCCUGGUGAUUCAGUUGAGUUGUCCGUGUCACUCUCAAAAUCAGAUGAAUGUUAUAAACAGAAAUUGGAAGCUCUCAGGAAACAUGGAUUGCAAGCAUCUCAAUGUUAUCCUAUACGAGUCACUGGCUGGCCUUUGGAAUUGAUGGCAUAUGCUUAUUUAGCUGUCAGUCCUCCAUCUAUGAGCGGCCAAUUUGAAGAGAUGGCUGCGGCAGCAUCAAACAAAAUUAAUACCAACAAGGAAUUAAGAUACCCUGAUAUAGAGGAAGAAGCCCUUCAAUUUAUAUUGGAUAGUUGUGAAUCUAGCAUAUCAAAGUACAACAAAUUCUUACAGCAAAGUGGAUCAUUGGAUUUAGAUGUGACAUCACCUAAGCAACUCAACCGAAGGUUGUUUCUAAAACAGCUAGCUGUAGAUCUAUGUACAAGUGAGCGAAGGAUAUUGUUCCGUGCCCAAUAUAUACUACGGAGGAGGUUAAGGGAUAUUAGAAGUGGUGAAUUGAAAGGUCUAAAACUCUUUACCGGGUUGCGAAAUUUCUUCAAAUGAGAAGGUAUUGUCCAUACUGAAUCAAGUGGUAUUUGGUGAAGAGAUGAAUGCUAUAAAAUGUAAUUAAUUUUACUGGCUAUUUUUCAGUCAUGUUAGAGGUAUUGUGUACUAGCAGGAAUUUCUUAUAUUACUUUUAUAGGAAAACUAAAACAGAAAAACUUUCCUUUAAAGUUUAGAACUCUCCCUAUUCAAUCGCAGAGAUUUGUUCA
Cannabis sativa is the source of this 1865-nucleotide messenger RNA. Its product is annotated as ribulose-1,5 bisphosphate carboxylase/oxygenase large subunit N-methyltransferase, chloroplastic. Lineage: Eukaryota; Viridiplantae; Streptophyta; Magnoliopsida; Rosales; Cannabaceae. The transcript is spliced from 12 exons. Gene Ontology annotation, cellular component: chloroplast. The record is from RefSeq and is a predicted model, not a curated record. Gene Ontology annotation, biological process: peptidyl-lysine monomethylation. Gene Ontology annotation, molecular function: protein-lysine N-methyltransferase activity; protein binding; [ribulose-bisphosphate carboxylase]-lysine N-methyltransferase activity. The coding region runs from base 163 to 1656 and encodes 497 amino acids.